This is a messenger RNA of Coregonus sp. 'balchen', 2135 nucleotides long. Lineage: Eukaryota; Metazoa; Chordata; Actinopteri; Salmoniformes; Salmonidae. The record is from the annotation of a GenBank genome assembly.
AUGGGCUCUACAGAUUCAGGUCUGUACUCUGACAAGUGUGAUGGGGAAAUGAGUGAUCUGAGGAAGAGUGUGGAUAGCAACGGAGGGAAGAGUCCGGAGCCCUGCGAGGAAGAGCAGCCCAAGAAGAAGCACCGACGCAACCGCACCACAUUCACCACAUACCAGCUGCAUGAGCUGGAGCGUGCCUUCGAGAAGUCCCACUACCCCGACGUGUACAGCCGUGAGGAGCUGGCCAUGAAGGUUAACCUGCCUGAAGUCAGAGUUCAGGUAGGUUUGUCCACCACCACUUUUACUGGUGCUGUGCUCUAGUCAACUCCUCUGACUUUCUAGCCAAUCAUUGUGACUAAGAGUGUACUCACAUACUAACACCUCUGAUCAGGUACAACCUUGAUCCAAUGUGAAUUCAGCCCCCAGGUAAAUUGAUUGGAGCUGAAUAUCAAUCAUCAAUCAAAUGUAUUUAUAAAGCCCUUUUUACAUCAGCAGAUUAAUACAAUGGUUAAAUGGCUUAUGUUUUCUAAUGAAAAGCCUUAGUGGGUCAGAAAUACCUUCUCCGAAUCUUUAGAUGAUAAUGGUGAGUGACGAUAGGACAUCUUUACUGUUGGGCAGAUUUCUAGAUUCUCAGGAGCUUCAAGGUCACUCACAGCAUGCGUUACACUAUAAAUACAGACAAGUAACAAAGUAAGCUGUGUCCUGCACACACUAGCUCAGGUCUCUGGUUGUCUGAGGGCAGACAUAAGAAGGUUGUCUUAGCAGGGCAGAGUGCAGAAAAAAGGGCAAAGUCUUAAAGCAGGGCAAAAUCACACAGUAGGUCUGGAUGAAUACAGUUAAAAUACUCUGUGCUGUAAAUACAACAAUAGCGGUUGUUCACGAAGCCCCCGGGGCUAUUGAAUGGAACGCAUUACAAUUGGCAAAUUGCUUAUUUUUCCAAUCCAACAAAAUGUAGAAAUCCAAAAUACUGACCAUUCAAGAAAUACCAUCUCUCAAUAUGUUGAUGAUUAUUUAUUUAGAUGGUUUAUAUGAAUAGAGACGGAUACAGUCAAAACAUUGAUGUUAUGGACUUCAACUGCUGAGGGAUGACGUUUUACUGUAGGGCUUGAACAUGCUCCACAUCAGCAGAUUAUGCCCAUAGGUGCUCUGAGACUCCAGUAGGUACCAAACUUUCAAUUAAGACAAGUGUCACUGUCCAAGCCUUGCUGACAAUGGCUCAGGUCCCGGGUUCUCAAGGGACAGCCCAAAAAAGGUGCAAGACAGCAGCGCAAAGGGGCUAAGUCUUAGAGCAGGUCAAAACAAGGACAACACUGAAGGUCUCGGAACAAUUCAAUUCAAUUAUUCUUUAUUUAUGGGGAGACAAAGAAACCAAAAUAUGUAGCUUGAUAAAGCACUAUUCUAAACCCAUUUGGCACCAGUUGGAAUGAUCUGUGCUGUAAAUACUCUGGACCAUAAAUCCAAACCCUCUGCCUUCCUCUAGGUGUGGUUCCAGAACCGCAGAGCCAAAUGGAGGCGCCAGGAGAAGAUGGAUGCCAGCACUAUGAAGCUGCAUGACUCGCCCAUGCUCUCCUUCAACCGGCCGCCCAUGCACAGCAACAUGGGGCCCAUGAGCAACGCCCUCCCCCUGGACCCCUGGCUGACCUCCCCUCUGUCCAGCGCCACCCCAGUUCACAGCAUCCCGGGCUUCAUGGGCCCAGGCCAGGGCCUGCAGGGUGGCUACCCCAGCCACAGCUUCCUCAACAGCCCUCUACCCAUGGGCCAGGGGAUGCAGUCCAUGGCACCUCCCCCGUACCAGUGUUCCGGUCCAUUCACCGACAAGUACCCAAUGGAGGACGUGGACCAGAGGAGCUCCAGCAUUGCAGCACUGAGGAUGAAAGCCAAGGAACACAUCCAGUCCAUGGACAAAACCUGGCAGCCCAUGUGAUGGUCUGAGGAGGGCUAUUGAAACUGUGUUUCCAGUCAUGAUUGGGGUUUUGGGCCAUGAUAAUGGCUUUUUUCAUGCAACAGGAUUGCAGUGAUGGCACCGACAAAUGCUCAGUUAUGACUCAUGAUAUAUCUAAGAUUUCCAACACCAGUGACAUUUCUACCCUUUGUCAGCACUAGAAUGGUUCUUGGUCUCUUUUUUGAGUUCCAUACUAAUGAUGUGA